Messenger RNA from Alosa sapidissima (American shad), 2386 nucleotides. It is a transcript of the gene prodh2, whose product is annotated as proline dehydrogenase 2. The record is from RefSeq and is a predicted model, not a curated record. NCBI's taxonomy places the organism in Eukaryota, Metazoa, Chordata, Actinopteri, Clupeiformes, Clupeidae. Gene Ontology annotation, molecular function: proline dehydrogenase activity; FAD binding. Gene Ontology annotation, cellular component: mitochondrion. Bases 642 to 2060 code for a protein of 472 amino acids. The transcript has 11 exons.
AAUCCCACCCUUGCACACCCUCCACACACACACACACACACACACACACAUCCCUCUUUUUAUCCUGUUUGCUCACAUUUACCUGCUCAGACACAGACUUAGAGGGAUAUGGAGAAACUUGGAUUUAUGGAUAUCAUGUUUUAGAGUCUCACUGGUCUGCGAUCUGUAACAUACUCUUCUGUACCUGACGUUUACAUGGCUAAUGAUGUUCAUUACUAAAAGGGUAUCCUACAGGGCUAUAUUCCAUAUAAUCCUUUGAGCUUACACAGUGACCACACAUAACCAACCACCCACUCACCCUCCCAAAGACAAACAGACACACAGAGAGAGAGAGAGAGAGAGAGAGAGAGAAAGGCCAGCUUUAGGGAAAUACCAGCUACAACUGGUAUGUAGUUCCAGUCACAGAGGUCAAGAUUAUGAUGAAAUCUCAGAUUGGUAGGAAAGGGCUCAUUCAGACAUAGACACACAAACACACACAUUUCACUCUGUAAUAUAGAGUGAGUCACUCACAACUACAUUACACAAGCGCACACACACACGCACGCACACACACACGCGCACACACACACACACACACACCCGCACACACACGCACACACACGCACACACACACACACACACACACACACACACACAUCACCAUGUCCAUGCUCCUGCGCACCCCUGCACUCCACCACUUCCUGUCGUUGCGUCUGCUGGGCACUGCUGCCAGCCGGACUCUACCUGCGGAGCAGCCAUGUACUGUGACCUGCAGAGGUCGUGACCCCACGGAGGCAGCCCUGCUGACCUUUGAGGACCCCCAGGCCUUUAAGGUCAAGAGUGUGUGGGAGCUAGCCAGGGCUCUCACUGUCUUCCGCUUCUGCUCCUAUCCCCUGCUGGUCAACCACUGCGGCAAGCUCAUGGCUGUGGGUCGCACUAUGCUGGGCAGGCGAGGUUUCUCCUUGUUCGUCCGGCCCACCGUUUACGCUCAGUUUGUUGCCGGAGAAAACGAGAGUGAGAUCUCCGCGUCCAUGCAGAAGAUGAGCUCAUUGGGACUCCGUCCGAUGCUGGCAGUGCCCAUUGAAGAGGACCUGGGAGAAAGCACCGGGGAGCGACGUUAUGACGAUAACCUGGCCUCCAUGUUGGAGUGCGUGAGGAUAUCGCACAGCAACGCCUGGAGCAAAGAUCCCAUGAUGCAGCUGAAGAUCACCGCCCUCAUCCGUCCAGAGCUGUGUGUGAAGCUGACCUCUCUGAUGAAGGAGGAACACUAUGACCUGGACCUUCUGGUCAGAGCCAUGAAUGGAGAGCCAGUCAGCUUCCCUGGCCUGCUGGAGGAGGAGAACACACACUUCCUGCUUGGCCUGCACAGACUGGACCAGAUCGCACAGGCCAGCAUCCAUAAGGUGCGAGUCUUGGUGGAUGCUGAGUAUACCUACAUGAAUCCCGCCCUCUCGCUCAUCACCAUGGCGAUGAUGAAGAAGUUUAACCAGCAGAGCUCGUGGAUCUGGAACACUUAUCAGUGUUACCUGAAGGACUCCCUCUCUCUCCUGCUGGAGGCUAUCCGCCUCUCAAAGGACCACUGCUUUUGCCUGGGGGUCAAACUGGUCCGAGGGGCCUACAUGGACAAAGAGAGGAAACUGGCCAAUCAGGAGGGCCGCACAGACCCCAUCCACCAAUCAUGGGAGGAUACCAAUGAGAGCUAUAACGGCUCUUUGGACGUCAUGCUCAACCUCAUUUCCCAGAAUCCUGGGCGUUAUCAGAUCAUCGUGGCCACACACAACGAGAACUCCGUCAGACAUGCUGCCACACGCAUGGGUGCAUUGGGGAUUCAGAGAGACGAAGGUUCUGUGUGUUUCGGUCAGCUGAUGGGAAUGUGUGACCAUGUCUCUCUCACUCUGGCCCAGCAGGGGUUCUCUGUGUAUAAGUCGGUGCCGUACGGGUCCGUGGACGACACGCUGCCCUACCUGGUGCGGCGUGCCCAGGAGAACCGCACCGUCCUGCAAGGCAUCCGCAAGGAGAGAGACCUGCUCCGCCAAGAGCUGAAGAGGAGGAUGAGACAGAGAGUUCGUGGAGGAGGGUAGAGAGAGAGAGGGAGGAGAGAGAAGACAGAAGGAGGGAAAGAGAGGGAUAUAGGGAGAGUGAGAGAGAGGGACAGGGCAGAGAGAGAGGAGAGAGGAAAGAAUGAAUUUGCUGUCAUUAGUUUUCGGUACACGUGUAUAUAAUCAUGUAUUCCAUAUUUGCUCAUUUCCGUUUGGCACAUAUGGUAGUGUGUAUACUCAUAUUUAUAUAGCCUACUCAUAUGUGACCCUGCAAGGCGAAACCAGUCGUCUUGCGCACAGUGCUAUUUUGAGAAAAUCCACGAUAAACAAACAUACGGGUUAAAAUGUCGAAUUUCACGUUUUUGCAU